UCAGACUGCUGCGUCUGAGAGAGUUGAGAACUCUGGUGAAUGAAAAGACGGACGCCAUGCUCAAAGCUUGCUCUCUAGUGGUGCUGACGCUGGUCCUCCAUCUACAGCUAUGCUCAUCAGCACCGACGCCUGCCAAAGUUGUUCAGGUGCGUGGAGCAAGACCAGAGGAACCUGCACCAGUAACUGAAGACCUCAGUAACCUUAUGGAGGAAAAAGAAGCAGACGAUGAGAAAGUCCUUACAGCUGUUCCGGGUCAAGCAGCGCCGUCUCCUGAUGAGGAAAACAUGUUUAUUGCCAAAGAACCAGAACCAAUUUCCAGUGAAGAUCACAUCUCUGAUGAUGAUUUUCUUGAAGCAGGUGAAUUAGCUUCCCAGGAGCCUUCGGCUGGAGCCCACCAUGAAUCUUCAGAGGAUGAAACUGUGUCUGAAGAAGCUGCCUUCGUGGAGUCAUCUCCAGAGGAAGCUACGGACAACAUCGCCCCAGCUGUUGCUUUUGAGAGUGAACAUUUUGUGGAGAAUACAGCUCCAAAAGAAGAGGAUUAUUUUGUUCCGGUUCCUGCAGAACUUGAGCGAGAAGAGGCCGGUCAAUGGGAAACCGCUGCAGAGGAACAUGCUUUAUUCGUUCCUGCUGACCCCGCCGAAGAGGACCUGAAUCGAGAGGAAACCGUCUUGAUCAUUGUGGAUCAAAAUGGAGGUACAGUUGAACCUGCUGCAGAACAAACGGCAUCGCAAGUGCCAUCCCCAGAAGAUCUGGUUGACUUUGCCCCUUUGGGUCCAACUAAAGUAGAGAAGGAGCUGAGAGAACAAGUUGUAGAAGAAUCAAUCCCCGUAGUUUCCCCAGAAGCACCAAAAGAAGAUGCUGCAGAGGGUCUGGUCCAAAUAGUCCCAGAAGAGGACCCUGCUACGAUGGAAGAAGCUCUCGCUGGUCCACCAAAAGACGAGCUGUCUGUCAGUGACACAGAAGAAAAAGGUCAAGUGGAACUGGCUGCAGAAGAAACAUCACCAGUCCUGGAAGAACCAGCUCUGCCUGGAAGGUCCAAAAGAUGAUGCUCCAGAGAACAACGUAGAAGUAGACGCCGACCCAUCAGAUACACAGGAAACUACCCCAGAAGAGGUCGCAGCAGGUGACAGCACGUCAGAUCUACUACUCACAUCUGUCACUGAGAGUGACUCCAAUCCAACGGGGGAAGUCCAAGACGCUGCGACCGAGAUCUUGACAGAAUCCCUGAUUGAAGCCGUCAAGUUCAGGGCUCUACGCUAAUGUUUUCCCCAAGGAGUACAUGUGCUCCUAAAUGAAAGAAUUCAAGAGCACACAAGAAAUUUAAGAGCACAGUGUUUUUUGUUGUUGUAUUCGUUUAAUAAACAAAGGUUAUGUAAUUACUGCGCCUAAAUGCAAAGGAUAUCGGUUGUCCAGCUGCUUUUAAAGGCCUAUAUGUUCUCCCUCUGUCGGCUCCAGUGGACGUUGAAGUCAGUUAAAUGAAGCAGUUCAGCUCUUACUAACCUGUAGUUUAUUUAUACCAUGGUUCAACAAAUAAGGUUACGGUUAAAUAAUAAUCCACUUAAACUGAGAAGUUAACAAAAAAUAUUCCACUAUUCCACAAGGAUAGGUUGAUAAAAUAACAAAAGCAGAAAUUAAUAAAUAAAGCAUUUGAAACGUA
Messenger RNA from Gasterosteus aculeatus aculeatus (three-spined stickleback), 1657 nucleotides. RefSeq lists its product as uncharacterized. The record is from RefSeq and is a predicted model, not a curated record. Lineage: Eukaryota; Metazoa; Chordata; Actinopteri; Perciformes; Gasterosteidae.